AUGAUGUUCAUCAACGCAUCCCUCAGUCAAUUACAAUCGGCACUGGUUAGUGACCGGAACCUGGUGAAGGCAUUUGACUUGCACACAUUAGCGUUCAGCAAAGCAUUAGUCGAAGGAAGUCGGCAGGAUAAUAAAGAGAGCAUCUCAUUUGAGCCAGAGCAGAGGUGUGCACCCGGAAAAGAAUCAACUGCCCAUUACGGAGCAAUUGUUUGCGGCGGUUGCAAAAUCUUCUUUGCGCGUACAGUCACCAGUGGAAAGGGCUACGUGUGCGAGAAAGGAGGGAAAUGCAGUAUAACAGGCAAAUAUGGGAAACGGUCGAAAUGUAGAGCGUGUCGUUUUCAAAUGUGCUUGCUAGCAAAAAUGUCACCUCACGCAGUAGGAAAAACACGAGAGGAGCGUGUAAACGAAUACAUCGAACCGGUUAAAAUAGAAGAAGAAGAGCCGAUUGUUGGAUAUUAUGACGAGGCUGACGUAUUGAAUGAAGAGAACUUAUCGACCAAUAUAUUUAAUCUUUUGCACACUGAGCCGGUUACUGCUGCCCAAUAUUUGGUAAAUUUGGAACUGUCGAUCACAAACCAAAAGGGUAUGUGUUAUGCGGAAAAUUUUUCGAAGGAAUGCGAUGGUUCGAUGGGAAUCGAUACAGCAUUCUACUUCGCCAUGUCCAUUACAGCAAACUUACCGAUUGACUACAUUCUUGAACAAUGCUGCGAUCAUCCUCUCGAGAAUUUUAGAUUAACAUGGUUACGUUGCCAUAUUGAAUAUUGCGCAGCAAUCGAAGAUGUGGCGCUUCUCGAGGAGUCGGAAAAGUUCCGACUUGUCACAACCAGCAUGAUGCCCUGUGUUCUGCUUGUUAUGGGUGCUUCGAUGAUUCGAGUGAUGGAAAAAAGGAAGGAAACGGAUCCGAAAGCUUCAAUUCGCGAAUGUGUCGCACAAGUGACAGCAUUCUCGGAUUUUGCAAAAAUCGCUAUCGACAAGUUCACAGUGAAUGUAUUCGAAGAACUAUUAGAUAUGAAUAUGACGAAGGAAGAGUUCGUCAUCCUUAAAAUAUAUACAUUAUUCAACGGUCGAGGACAAGAAGAGAAUAACACAAUACUCGAGUUUCGAUCAAAGUAUGCAGAUUUGCUUCGAAGGUUUCUCAAUGCGACGAUCACCGAUGAAGAGAUUCGAAUGAAAAGACUCGAGAGGAUAUUAAAUCUAUUUUACUCAUUACGGAUAACAUCAGCUGCAUAUGACAACUGGUGGGCUGAGAUUUUCUCAGGAAAUGUUUGCGGGUUACAAGAGAAGCUCAUAUACGACUUUUCCAUAUCAAAUAUUGAUCCAACUUUGUGCCAAUUUCUAAAACAGGAAACAAAUUCUGAGAACGAGGUUUAA
This is a messenger RNA of Caenorhabditis bovis, 1371 nucleotides long. The record is from the annotation of a GenBank genome assembly. Lineage: Eukaryota; Metazoa; Nematoda; Chromadorea; Rhabditida; Rhabditidae.